Messenger RNA from Microthlaspi erraticum, 1269 nucleotides. The record is from the annotation of a GenBank genome assembly. Lineage: Eukaryota; Viridiplantae; Streptophyta; Magnoliopsida; Brassicales; Brassicaceae.
AUGGCGAGUUCUAAUUUUCCAACUCAAAUUCAUAGAGUGAUAACAGUAUUGAUCCUCAUCACAACUCUUUUAACUCCGAUCACUACCAACACAUCACAACCAUGGGAUAUCCUUUCCCAAGACAACUUCGCCGGGAAACUCACCACCGCCUCCUCCUCCGUCGAAUCAGCCGCCACCGAUUUCGGCCACGUCACCAAAAUCUUCCCUUCCGCCGUCUUAAACCCCUCCUCCGUCGAAGACAUCUCCGAUCUCAUAAAACUCUCUUUUGACUCUCAAUCCUCUUUUACUUUAGCCGCUCGUGGCCAUGGACACAGCCUCCGUGGCCAAGCCACGGCUAAAGACGGAGUUGUGGUCAACAUGCGGUCAAUGGUAAACCUGGAUAAGGGCAUCAAGGUGUCUCGGACUGGUUUGUUUGCUGACGUGGACUCUUCGUGGCUAUGGAUCGAAGUGUUGAAUAAAACGUUGGAGUUAGGGCUGACGCCGGUUUCUUGGACGGACUAUCUGUAUUUAACGGUGGGCGGAACGUUAUCUAACGGUGGAAUUAGUGGACAAACGUUUCGGCACGGUCCACAGAUCACAAAUGUUCUAGAGAUGGAUGUUAUUACUGGAAAAGGAGAGAUUGCAACUUGUUCCAAAGACAAAAACUCGGAUCUCUUCUUCGCUGUGUUAGGAGGCUUGGGUCAAUUCGGAAUCAUAACAAGAGCCAGAAUCAGAGUCCAAUUAGCUCCAAAAAGGGCUAAGUGGCUAAGGUUUCUAUACACCGAUUUCUCCGAAUUCACAAGAGAUCAAGAACGGUUGAUAUCACAAACGGACGGUCUAGAUUUCUUGGAAGGUUCCGUUAUGCUUGACCAUGGCCCACCUGAUAACUGGAGAUCCACUUAUUAUCCACCGUCCGAUCAUUUGAGGAUCGUCUCACUGGUCAAACGACACCGUGUCAUCUACUGUCUCGAAGUCGUCAAGUAUUACGACGAAACUUCUCAACACACGGUCAACGAGGAAAUGGAUGAGUUAAGCGAGAGUUUAAACUAUGUAAGAGGGUUUAUGUACGAGAAAGAUGUGACAUAUACGGGUUUCUUAAACCGGGUUCGUACCGGAGAGCUAAAAUUGAAAUCCAAAGGCCAAUGGGACGUUCCACAUCCAUGGCUUAACCUUUUUGUACCAAAAUCUCAGAUUUCAAAGUUUGAUUACGGCAUUUUUAAGGGUAUCAUCCUUAGAAAUAACAUCACCUCCGGGCCGGUUCUUGUUUAUCCCAUGAAUCGCAACAAGUAA